ACGUUCACAGUUGUCGUUCUGAGCUUAGCGGGAUUGGACGUGUUUCUACGAGUUGCGAUAUCAAUAAAUAAAUAGUAACUAAGCGGUGUUGUAUACUAAUUGAUAGCAUUAUAAUUAACUUGUUGUGAAGUGAACCUUAUUAUCAAGAUGCUGAGAUACUUGUGCAUACUGGCUGCAAUCAGUCAAUUGAUCUGUUUAACUCUGGCUGAAGCGCCUGCGUAUAUUAAGCAAUGCCCUCGCGAUGAUCCCAAGCUGGUGAACUGCCUUAUUGGCUCCCUGGAGCAUCUGAGACCGUAUCUGGCUAGCGGCAUACCCGAGAUAGAGCUGCCGCCCGUGGAGCCCUUCAAGAUGGACUCGCUGGCACUGCAGCUCACGGAGGGACCGCAGGGUUAUAAGAUCACGCUGAAGAACAUGGAGGCAUUUGGGGCCAGCAACUUUGAGGUGAAGUCUCUUAAGCUCGGCGAGAAUGGCGGUGAACCCUUUAAGGCGCGCAUUGUGAUGCCCAAGCUGAAGAUCGAGGCGAAGUACACCAGCUCCGGUGUUCUACUGAUAAUACCCGCAUCAGGAGGCGGCGAAUUCCAUGCCAUAUUCGACGGUGUUACCGCCGAUCUCACUGGAAAGACAUCGGCACGUGGCAAGUACCUGCACGUGGAUUCCCUCAGUAUUGUCUUGGAUGUGAAGAAGGCCAACAUGAGCAUCUCCGGUGCCUUCAACAACAAUCGUAUUCUGCUGGAGGCCACGAAUCUCUUCCUGCGCGACAACUCACAAAUUGUUCUAGAGGCCAUGCAAUCGCAGCUCCAGAAGAAGCUGGCCACUGAAUUCGGCAAACUGGCCAAUCAGCUGCUCAAAAACGUUCCUGUCGAUCAAUUCUACUCGAAUUAGACUCCCUUUAGCUUCCAGUCUAUUUUUGAUAAGGACUCUAGGCCUAAGCUUUUGUUUAUUUAAUUGUAAAGUGCUCGUUAUUGCUAUAAACAAAGUAUUAAAUAAUCUACUUACAUACUGUGUGGUGUAA
Molecule: messenger RNA, 1012 nt
Organism: Drosophila innubila
Lineage: Eukaryota; Metazoa; Arthropoda; Insecta; Diptera; Drosophilidae
Gene: Jhbp1
Exons: 4
Coding region: 148-882 (244 amino acids)
Source: RefSeq, a predicted model, not a curated record